Molecule: messenger RNA, 1587 nt
Organism: Pseudozyma flocculosa PF-1
Lineage: Eukaryota; Fungi; Basidiomycota; Ustilaginomycetes; Ustilaginales; Ustilaginaceae
Exons: 4
Coding region: 1-1587 (528 amino acids)
Source: RefSeq, a predicted model, not a curated record
AUGAGGCCUUCUUCCGUCUGUUCCCUCGCACAAUCGCUCCUCGUCGACACCCCCGGCCUCGGCAAGGCCGGUCACGUUUGCCUGGUCCAGCCGGGUCGCAUGCGCAACGCGCUGCUCCCUUCCAAGCAAGCCGUCUACCAGCCCCUCCCCAGCCUUACGGAACGACUCCGCGAAGAGGCAGCCAACAAGCUCCUUGAGCAGCAGAUCGCAGAGGUCAAGCAGCAGCUCGAAGCUCAAAAGGCACGGGCAGAGGUGCAAAAGGAUCUCGGACCAGUCCAGCUGCUCUCGCUUCGUCGCAAGCUCGAAAGGGUACCGCACAUCACUCUGCUUCGGCGCACCACCCGCGAGUCCAACGUCCCAGCAGGCCAGCUCCCCGACCCGCCGCUCCAGAUCCAGGGCAGCGUCUCGGUCGAUCAGAUCGUCGACCUCCUCCGCGAACGCUACCGCGUCUUUGAGCUCGAGACAGACUUUGCCAAGGACGGCAUCCCUGCGCCCCUGAACCGGCUGACCGCGCAGCAGAUCUCGAACGCCUGCAAAUUCAACAUCGUCAGCGAGCAGUCUGAAGAUUCGGAGAAGCCUGGAAAGAUCAAGAGGACAGGGAAGUACGAAUUGCUGGUCAAGAUCCACGCCACCAAGACUGAAGUCAGGAUCCCGUUCACCGUCCUGCCAUUUAGACCCGCCAAGUCGAAGGCCACCAUCUCGACCGCCACCCCGCCCCCUCGCGCCAUGUCCACACCCGCCGGCGCUCGCGCGUUCUCGUCCUCGGCUGCCUCAAAGGCGCCGACGGGCAUCGAGAACUCGAUGCGGUCCAAGAUCGAGGCCGCCUUCGCGCCGGCCGAGAUCAACAUCCGCAACGACUCGAGCAAGCACGCCCACCACGCCGCCAUGGCGGCGCAGGGCGGUGGCAAUGGCGAGACGCACUUUUUCGUCGAGGUCAUCAGCGAUGCGUUCGAGGGCAUGACGCAGAUCAAGCGGCACCGCGCCGUCAACGCGCUAAUGGCCGACGAGUUUGAAAAGGGCCUGCACGCCCUCAGCCUCCGGACCAAGACGAGCAAGGAGGUGGAGAGAGCCAAUUCGCCGCGAGUCCGAACAGAAGUGUCGGACGGAACCACCUGCCCAAAUACGCCCUCCAGCGCCACCUCCAAUGCCGCCGAUACGGCCUCGACCUCGACCUCGACCUCGACCUCGACGCACCUACCUUCGCCCGUCGACGACGCCUCGUACUGGACAGCACCGGAAUCCUCGCUGCACCCUACCUCUCCGACCCCUGGACGGGCCCGACCGGGGAGCGAGGGCGAGCCGACGCUCGACGAGCACCUGCGGCAGUCUCGCAAGUUCUUCCGACGUGUGACGAAGAACGAGGAUGCGCCGCCGGCGCGCUGGCAGCGCAUCGCCAACGUCCUGGGCGGCAUCGCGGGGAGCGCGGCCGCCUUUUACCUCGUCGCCAUGGCCGAUUUCGGCGAGAAGGAACACUGCUUCACCCCGCUCCGCAAGGCGCUCUUUGGCGACGAACGCGGAUGGAACCCGUUCAGGGUCGACGAGGACCCGAGGUUCGCACCGACGAGGACGGGUGAUAAGCUGGUCUGA